AUUUCUAACCAAUUUGGAAUGUAUCCUACCCCAGAGAAUGCGUCUGAAACAUGUACAAACCAUUGUAGCACCCCAAAAUACAGAAGCCAGAAUUAACUGCCUUACUUGGUCCCCGGACAACAAAAAGUUGGCCGUAUGCACGAAUGAUAAAAUUAUUUGCAUUUUCGAUGAACUGGGUGAGCGGCGUGAUCGAUUUUCGGCCAAAUCAGUUGAUUCGAAAAGCGACGGCGGCAAGAAAGAUUUUGUUGUCAAGUGUAUGGUAUUCUCACCUGACUCUGUGAAAUUGGCCAUCGCACAGUCGGACAACGUUGUUUUCGUCUACAAAUUUGGUGAGGACUGGGACGACAAAAAGGUGAUUUGCAACAAGUUCCUCCAACAAAGUCCCGCAACCGUCGUUCUCUGGCCGCCUGCACAGCCUAUUAUUUGUGGGUUGGCCAACGGUAAAGUCAGAGCAGCUAAUCCCAAGACGAACAAAUCCUCAACUAUAUACAAUGCAGACUCUUAUGUUGUCUCAUUGGCGUACAAUAGCUCUGGGAAAGGUUUCAUAUCUGGUCACGCAGAUGGUAAAAUAAUCCGCUACUUUUUCGACGGUGACGGUUCCGGGGGCACGCAGGGUAAAGUAGCUGUUCAUCCGACCGCACCGUAUGCUCUUGUAUGGACUUCUGAGACCAUUCUGGCUGGAGGGUGCGACAGACGCAUCUACGUGUACAAUAGGGAGGGUCGGGUGCUGCAGCAGUUUGAUUACAGCAAAGAUGACAGCGAAAAAGAAUUCACUGUGGCUACGGAAAAUCCGGCAGGACAGGUGGUGGCGUUUGGCAGUUUCGACCGCAUUCGUAUAUUUUGCUGGAGUCCCCGUAAAUCCAUAUGGGAGGAGAGUAAAGCGAAGGAAAUUCUCCACCUUUAUACAAUUACGGCAAUGGCUUGGAAGCGAGAUGGUUCCAAACUCACAGUGGGCACCGUGUGCGGUGCGGUUGAGCAGUUCGACUGCUGCGUCAAGCGACGAAUACACAAAAAUAUUUUUGAGCUGAAUUACGUGAGUCCAAGUCAAGUGAUCGUGAAAAAUAUGCAAUCUGGUGAACGUGUGAUGUUGCAGUCGUAUUUUGGUUACGAGAUCGACGAUGUGCGCGUGAUGGGCAGUGAUCGUUACUUGGUAGCGCACACCACCGAGACAUUAAUGCUGGGAGACUUGAAGGAGAAUCGACUGAGCGAAGUGCAUUGGACAAGUAGGGGAAGUAAGGUUACGUUUUACUUUGGCUAUCGAAAUUUGUGCGUGAUCUUCGGGCCGGGCGAGGUAGUUGUGAUCGAAUACGGUGUGAAUGAGGUGGUGGGGUCUGUGCGAACCGUGUUCACUACUCCAUACCUGAUCAGUAUUCGUAUCAAUGAGCGCCAGUCCGGUGCGGAGGAGGUGAACAAGAAAAUUGCAUACAUGUUGGACUCCAAGACUAUUGCUAUCAACGACCUUUGCACGGGAGUGACACUGUGCCAAUUACAACACGAUACCAAAGUGGAUUGGAUAGAGUUGAACGAGACCGGACGGAAAUUGUUGUUCCGAGACAAAAAGAUGCAGCUGCUACUUUAUGACUCGGAGACGGGGGUGAAGACCACUUUGUUGCAAGUUUGUUCCUAUGUGCAAUGGGUCCCACAAAGCGAUGUGGUGGUGGCUCAAUCUCGAGAAACACUGUGUAUAUGGUACAAUAUUGAAGCCCCCGAUCGAAUGACCUCCAUCCCACUCAAAGGUGGUGAUAUCCUCGACAUUGUGCGUCAGAACGGCAAAACAGAAGUGGUUGUCAGCGAAGGCCUUGCAUCGGUUUCGUAUGCCCUGGAUGACGGACUGAUUGAAUUCAGUACAGCGAUGGAUGACGGGAAUUUCUACCGAGCAAUCGCCUUUUUGGACAGUUUGGAUGUGACCCCAGAGACAAGGACAAUGUGGUCAAAGUUAGCUGACGCUUCACUCAAAGCAGGUGAACUUCUAAUUGCUGAGCGAUGUUACGCUGCUCUUGGAUGCAUCAGUAAGGUCCGGUAUUUGCGUCAAACUAGAGAAAUGGCUUCCACGACGAAUGAUACAGUGGCAUACCAAGUUGAAGCCCGGCUUGCUUUGUUGGGAAAAGAUUUCAAGUCUGCGGAGCAUAUCCUGCUGGCACACAAUGCUGUUGGAGAGGCGGUUGCCAUGUACAGAAGUGUGAACAAAUGGGAAAGCGCAUUAGAGAUCGCGGAAGCUAAGUCUUGGACCGGACUGGAUAAGCUGAGGAAAGAGUACCAAACUUGGCUCAGUGAGACCGGUCAGGAUGAGAAGGCUGCAGAGUUGCGGCAGCGAGAAGGCGACCUGGUCGGCGCAAUCACACUGUUCCUCAGAGCUCGACUUCCAGGCAGAGCAGCUCGUCUGGCUCUCAAUGAACCGCAGUUGGUCUCCGACAGAACUCUGAUGGAGCGAAUCGUCCAGGCUCUUGUACAAUGCGAACUGUUGGAGAAAGCCGGCGAACUGUAUCAGCACAUGGGCCAGUUGGAAAGUGCUAUGCGAUGUUACCGUCAAGGUCACGCGUUUCAACCUGCAGUCGAGUUGGCGCGCACAUCAUUCCCCAGUGAGGUGGUGAAGUUGGAAGAGUGUUGGGGUGACUACCUGGUGACGCAGCAACAGAUGGACAGCGCCAUACACCACUUUAUCGAGGCAGGAGCUUAUCUGAAGGCUGUUGAUGCUGCUCUCAACUCUCGUCAGUGGACCAAAGCAGAGCACAUACUGGCUUCGAUCGAGGACAGCAAAUCACCCCAGGUGCUGGCACCGUACUUCCUCAAACUGGGACAACACUACGCGGCAUGUCAACAGUUCAAAGCCGCCGAGGUCGCUUUCGUCAAGGCAAAUAGUGUCAGUUUGGCCAUUGAGAUGUAUAACGCUGCCGGAAUGUGGGAAGAUGCCCAUCGGAUCGCAUCCGAUUCCAUGGAUCCCGGAGAAUUGUCGGACAUUUACCUUACACAAGGGGGAGAGCUGGAGGCGGCAGGCAACCUGAAAGAAGCCGAGCGGCUUUAUAUGACCGUUAAAGAGUCCGAUCGUGCAAUUGCAAUGUACAAGCGCCAUCGUCAAUAUCGCGAUAUGCUGCGUCUUGUGCGAGCGCACAAACCAGAGUUUUUGAACCAAACUCUGUUACACCUUGCACAAGAUUUGGAGAAGGAAGGGAAUUUGAAGCAGGCUGAGCAGUAUUACGUUGAGGCCAAAGAUUGGAAAUCCACCGUCAAUAUGUACCGGACACGUGAUCAAUGGGAGGAGGCGUAUCGAGUAGCAUCCAGUUGCUCGAGCCAGCCUGAGUUACGCAAACAGGUGGCAUACCUUUGGGCCAGGCACUUGGGAGGUGAAUCCGCCGCUCGACUUCUCACUCGCUUGGGCCUGUUGGACAGCGCAGUGGAAUACGCCACGGAGCAUUGCGCAUUUGAGUUCGCCUUCAAUCUGACUCGCUUGGCGUGCCCCGAGAAGAUCAAGGAAGUGCACAACAAAUUCGCUAUGUUUCUCGAAGACGAAGGCAAGUUCGCAGACGCUGAGGUUGAGUUUGUCAAGGCCGGCAAACCACGCGAAGCAGUGCUAAUGUAUGUGCACAAUCAAGACUGGGAUUCCGCGGCCCGCGUCGCUGCUGAACACGAUCCGGAGAGCGUGAAUGACGUUCUUCUCGGCCAAGCACGGUUGGCUUUCGGAGACAAGGAGUUUGCACGGGCCGAAGCUCUCCUGCUACGUGCCCAACGUCCUGAUAUGGCAGUUCGAGCGUACCGCGAAUGCGGUAUGUGGGAGGAGGCGCUUCGGGUGGCCGAAACGUAUUUGCCGAGUAGAGUGCAAGAACUCAAGGAUGAGCUCAGAGAAGAAAGAAUGCGAGCGGUGACCGCUGGCGAUGACGAAUCUGGCCGUAGCCAUUUGGGGACCAGCAAAUCGGUUAGUUCAGUUGGAUCAAAGAGUCGAGAAGCAGCGCACCUAGCCAAUACCAACUUCCUACAAGCCCGAGAACUGGAGGCACGUGGGGAGUAUUUGCGAGCCGUGGAAUUCUACCUGAAAUUACAACCUGAAUCCGGUACAGCGGAGGACGAAGACACUCAGAUCCCCAGUGAAAUAUGUCAACACGCAUGGCUACAUGCUGCGAAUUUGGCAGUGAAGUUCCUUCCAUCAGAGAGUGCGGCCAAAGUGGCUGAACUCGUGGCUUCACGGCUUGCAAGUAUCAAGUCUUAUUCGCUGGCAGGUGAGCUGUUGCUAAGUGUGGACAAAGUGCAGAAAGCGGUUGACGCAUUCAUUGCAGGCGAAGAAUGGAGCAAAGCCAGGCGGGUGGCGCGCGAACUGGAGCCUCGUUUGGAAUCGUAUGUGGAAGCCAAAUACAAGGAAGCGUUGAAGUCCACGGGCCAAGCAGAGAUGUUGGUCGGAAUAGAUAUGCUCUCAGCACUGGACGUCUAUGCAGAGCAAGGUCGUUGGGAAAAGUGUCUGGCCGCAGCGGAACGAAUGCUCCAAAAUGCCACCACCAGCACCGGUUCGGGGACAAGAGGGACACGCGAGCACCAGUUGUUGCACAAAUACGUGGCGGCAUACGCUGCCAGUCUGAUAAAGGAGUCACGAGUGCACGAUGCCAUGCUCCUGUACAAAAAGUACGGCGCACCUGCAUACACGCAAAACUUUAACAUUUACAAGCGGAUAUUUCAGGAUACUACCAGCCAACGGAAUCUCAGUGGUCCCGAGGGCCAUCCAACGUGGGCUGCGCUGCGUGACAUGUUGUUUGAUCUGUGCCAGAAUUUGAAGCAAACUCCAGAAGUGACAAAAGAGAUUGCGAACAUUUUUGAACGAACGCUCUUGGUCUCUCACUACUACGCCACACGAUGUGCCCUGUUGUGCAGUCGUCAGGAUGUGGGUGAAAUGGUCGCAAAGUUGAGUAUUUCCCUUCUGCGUCAUUCGGAUAUCUUGCCGGCAGAUAAGGUGUUUUAUGAAGCUGGAAUGCAGUGUCGUGAGAUGGGUUGGAACAAUAUGGCAUUUGUCUUCCUAAACCGCUAUCUGGACCUUGUCGAAGCGAUAGAAGAUCCUGAUGGAACCGCUGACGCAUUGGAUACAUCAGAUUUUCAGGGUACUGAUAUCCCAAUGGAGGUUCCUCUUCCGGCGGAACCGUACACAACACAAGAGGAACAUGAGGCAGUUCGCGAAUGGAUUCUCAUGAUGUCAAUGGAUCAGAAACUAGAACAGUCACUUCCGAAGGAUGAAAGAGGUGUGUAUGAAGGAGCCCUAGAGGCUUCGGGGACUGGCCUUUCCGCACUGCCUUGCAUCAUCACCGGCUACCCAGUGCUUCGUAACGGUGUGGAAUUCGACAAUCCCGGACGGGUUGCUAUUCGGGAUCACUGGAGCAGGUUGCAACACGCGGCCAAAGUCGCAAGGACUACAGAGUGCGUAGAUGUGAAAGAAUUCAUCCAGCGUUGGUGCGGUAAUCCGAAAGGAAGUGCAUUAUGACCUACCGGUUAAGUGCCAGAUGCUUCCACGUCAUUUCACCGCAUAACCUCAGUGAGGGAGUAGAUAGCGCAGAAUCCCCAUGGUUGAUAUUUUCAUACAUCUUCCAGAGUUCCAUGGUUGUGGUUUCAUCAGAAAAAGCCUGUUCUCUUUCACUCCCGUUCCGCCCUUCGUAUCAUCCGAAGUGCAUGAGCACAUUCCGUGAAAUAUCCACGAGAUGAUGAGAAGUUGCGCGUUACAAAUACUUGAAUUUGUUUUCUGACACUACGCAGCGCG
Molecule: messenger RNA, 5728 nt
Organism: Dicrocoelium dendriticum
Lineage: Eukaryota; Metazoa; Platyhelminthes; Trematoda; Plagiorchiida; Dicrocoeliidae
Source: the annotation of a GenBank genome assembly